AUGCGGUUCUCUACUACAUCUCUCCUGGCGGCGACUUCGUUACCCCUCGUUGCGGCACAGCUAGAUUUGUAUGCGAAGAAAACCGGUCUAAAGUACUUCGGGGCAGCGACUGAUUCUCCUGGCCAGAGAGAGCGCGCUGGCCUAGAGGCAACAUACCCGCAGUAUGAUGCUAUCAUAAGAGACACGAAAGAGUUUGGCCAAACUACGCCGACAAACGGCCAGAAGUGGCUGUUCACGGAACCAGAGAGAGGAGUAUUCAAUUUUACGGAGGGUGAUAUCGUAGCCUCGAUCGCUGCGGAGAGCGGCCAGUUGUUGCGGUGCCACACUUUAGUCUGGCAUAGCCAACUCGCGCCGUGGGUUGAGGAAGGAAAGUGGACCCCUGAGGAACUGCGCUCGAUAAUCAUCGAGCAUAUCACACAGGUCAUGGGUCACUAUAAAGGUCAGUGUUAUGCGUGGGAUGUGGUUAACGAAGCACUCAACGAGGACGGAACAUACCGCGAAUCCGUAUUCUAUAACGUCCUCGGCGAGGAAUUUAUCAAGUUGGCAUUCAGUACAGCGGCGAAGAUUGAUCCAGAUGCAAAACUGUAUUAUAACGACUAUAACGUGGAGUCACCGGGAGCUAAGAGCGAGGGGGCUAUCCGAAUUGUCAAGUUGCUACAAGAGGCAGGGAUUAGAAUCGACGGGGUCGGAAUGCAAGCUCAUCUUGUGGCAAGUAGAGCACCGACGUUUGACCAGCAGGUCGCCGUCAUGGAAUCGUACGGCGCUCUCGGCGUGGAGGUGGCUCUAACGGAACUAGAUGUUAGAGUUGAGACACCGGCAAAUGAGACCAGCAUGGGGUGGCAAGCCGAGGUUUACAAGAACUCUGUUAGUGCGUGCGUGCAAGUUAAGGCAUGCGUAGGCGUAACGAUCUGGGACUUCUACGACCCUUUCAGUUGGGUUCCAGCUGUAUUUCCGGGCGAAGGAGCGGCACUACUUUGGUUUGACGACUUCACGAAGCAUCCGGCCUAUUACGCUGCUAUCGAGGGGAUGAAGAACAAGACUGGGAAUUACACUUCUAAGACAAGAAGGCGUGCGGUAGAGAUCAAGAGGAGUAGUCAACUGUAUUAG
Messenger RNA from Daldinia childiae, 1107 nucleotides. RefSeq names its product Endo-1,4-beta-xylanase D. The transcript is spliced from 3 exons. Gene Ontology annotation, biological process: carbohydrate metabolic process. Bases 1 to 1107 code for a protein of 368 amino acids. The record is from RefSeq and is a predicted model, not a curated record. Lineage: Eukaryota; Fungi; Ascomycota; Sordariomycetes; Xylariales; Hypoxylaceae. Gene Ontology annotation, molecular function: hydrolase activity, hydrolyzing O-glycosyl compounds.